AUGGGUGUUUUUCAAAGUUGUUUGUCGAAAAAUAACAAGGUGGGUGUCUCCGAAUCAGAGGAAAUAGAGGCAUACAAGUUAGUGCAAAGGUCCGUGGUGACUGAGGAAUUGUUCGAAGCGAAAGGAGGAAUGGCCUUCAAUGUGACAUUCGGCGCCUCUGAGAAUUCCAAGCUUCCACCAACUCGCAUAAUAAACGGCCAAAAGGAGGAGGACUUUGAAAGAUGGCGAGGAACCCAAGAAAAAAUCCAAGUAUACAAGCAGAAGAGGGCACAAGACAACAGAGAUAAGGAAAGGGUCCAGAGACAAAUUGAAACAGCGCAGAAAGAGAUGGAGAGAUUGGAGAAAUAUGUCAAUCUCAAGGACGAGGUGUAA
Messenger RNA from Ostrea edulis (European flat oyster), 372 nucleotides. RefSeq lists its product as uncharacterized. The record is from RefSeq and is a predicted model, not a curated record. The transcript is spliced from 2 exons. Lineage: Eukaryota; Metazoa; Mollusca; Bivalvia; Ostreida; Ostreidae. The coding region runs from base 1 to 372 and encodes 123 amino acids.